Molecule: messenger RNA, 1209 nt
Organism: Owenia fusiformis
Lineage: Eukaryota; Metazoa; Annelida; Polychaeta; Sabellida; Oweniidae
Source: the annotation of a GenBank genome assembly
CAGGUCGUGCAGAUGACACCUUCCGAGUCCAAACACUAGUAGAAGGUGAUGAUGUCCUAUUUCAAGACUACACGGAUAAAAUUAAAUACAUUAAGAAACUCAUGCUCCAGGGACUCAAGAUGUACGGCGAGGAACGAUCGAAUAUUGUCAAGAUCACCCAAAGUGAGGUCAACCUGUGCAUGGAUAAAUUUGCCGCUAAAAACAACGAGCCGUUCUAUUACGACGAUGCUGUUGAAACGAUGAUUUUGAAAAUUCUUGCUGAAGUGAUAGGUGGAGUUCGGUUCACAGACGACCAUCCUCACAUCAAACAAAUUACCGAGAUGCAAGCUAAGGCUGGAAGAGUAAUGUCAGCAGGCAAUGGGGUUGAACUAGACAUGUUUCCAUGGCUACGUUUUUUCGGAAAUCAAAACUAUAAACUCCUGACAAAUGCAUGUAGAACCAGAGACAUCGUUUUGACAGAAAUGCGGAAAGAAUGUGAGAAAUCGCUUGAUUUCAAUCACAGCGUCAUGGGGGUGUUUUUAAAAGCCCAAAGAGACCCCUCAACACCACACCAAAUAUCAGAUUCCAACAUCAUAAAGUCAUCAACGGAUCUCAUUGGUGCGGGGUUUACCACGACUAAAGGCACAAUCUCUGGGUUGUUUCUUCUACUGAUGAAACAUCCAGAUAUCCAAGACAAACUACAAGAAGAGGUAGACAAAGUUGUCGGUAAAGACCGGAAUCCGAGUGUUGACGAUAAAGAAAACAUGCCAUACCUUCAAGCGACGCUUAUCGAAGUGUUACGUUAUUUGUCACACGUGCCAAUUGCUGUACCCCAUAAAACUUUGGUAGACACGAGUGUUGCAGGUUAUGAUGUUCCAAAGGGUACACAGGUUUGGACGAACAUAUUUGCGAUGCACCACGAUCCCUCAUUGUUUCCCAAUCCUUGGCAGUUUAACCCAGAACGCUGGUUGGAUGAUGACGGUAAACUUGUAUCUUUAGAGGAACGAAACAAAGCUAUCUCAUUUGGAGCUGGCCGACGUGGUUGUGUCGGGGAACAAUUUGCAAGAACCAGACUAUUCCUGUUCUGUGCUACAUUGAUGCAGAAAUUCACGAUCAGUCCACCAGAUGGCUCUGAAAGUCCGUCACCUGAUCCACGUGACUUUCCUCUCGGAGCUAUACUCCAUCCUGUGCCAUUCAGAAUAAAAGCAAUAGCGAGACAAUAAUUCAUCA